Messenger RNA from Clarias gariepinus (North African catfish), 2044 nucleotides. Its product is annotated as aurora kinase A and ninein-interacting protein. Gene Ontology annotation, biological process: spindle organization. NCBI's taxonomy places the organism in Eukaryota, Metazoa, Chordata, Actinopteri, Siluriformes, Clariidae. The transcript is spliced from 3 exons. The record is from RefSeq and is a predicted model, not a curated record. Gene Ontology annotation, cellular component: centrosome; spindle pole. The coding region runs from base 129 to 1418 and encodes 429 amino acids.
UAAUAAACGAGCAUAUUGUGGCAACACAACGGGGUUAUUUGUUUGGUAGUUUUUUUAAUGCGAGGUUAAGCUUGUUUAUUAUUGCGUAACGCUGUUUAAAUUUAUUUGUGUUAGUUGUGAGGUGAAGAAUGAAGAUGAGCAGAGGGAAGAGUAAGAUAUGUAAAGGUAAAGCUGUAGAGGAGGAGGAGUGUGGAGUCUGGCUGGACGCUGCUGAGUUAAGAGCAAAGAAACAGAAGAAACCGGUACAGCCAAUAACCAAACUUCUGAAUCCUCUGGCUCGGUCCGGGGGCUACAGUGUUGCCGUGGCUUUGAAUUUUACCCAAACUAGGAUGGAAAUGCCUGCGACAAAACAAAGCAUGAUCUCCUCAUUCUUUCUACCACAGAGUAAAAAGGGAAAAGGUGCAGAGGACUGCAGCUCUCUGCGGCCUUCGGGAAUGUCUUCUACUCCCCUUUCUGAAGCACAUACGGCCGCUAAACGAAAGCGUGAGAUGAGGUUUGAACUGCCUGAAGAACUGGACGAUAAUAGCGGACAUUCGACUUUAACAGAUUCAGUGGAAGAUAAUGCAGAUGUCGAUGGAGCGUCUGGUGAAGGCGGUAAUGAUGAUGAUGAUGAUGAUGAUGAUAAGGAGCAGCAGUUUUUACAUUUGAUUUGGGGAUAUCAGUCAGAGGAGUGUGAGCCAGCAGGAAAGAGAAGACCUCCUUCAAUGGAGAAUGUAACAGAUGGACAAAAAGACAGCAGCAGAGCAAUAACAAGUGGAAGUACGAAUGCUGACGAGCCGAAAGAAAUUCCUCAAAUUCAGCUUCACGGGGAUCAGGCAUGGCAAAAGGACUUGCAGCAUAGGAGCAUUUGCACAGAAAACAGGGACGAGACUACAGCAGAAGAUGUGAAUACUCAGGGACUCCUAAAACACCAGAGUUUAACAGAAAAGAACGCUUCAUUUUUAAAUUCGAGAUCUUCUUAUAAGACUUUUUAUAAAGAUCCUGAGUUAUUCGAGCGGAGGCAUCAGGGGUCACCUUUAAAGAGAGACGAUAAAGAAAAUAGCAGACCCACAUCACCCAGACACAGUACUGCACUUUCACCAUUCAAGCAGCGGGCGUGGUCCAGCCCAGUUAAACACUCUUCAGGUUUUAAUAAGAAACUUCAUCGGACCCCUAAGAAGACAAUCUGCGAGGAUCAGGAGAAUGACGAAGACCCAUUCAGCAUGCUGUUCACUCAGGACUCGGAAGGCUUUCGGGUGAUCGCCCAUCGCAGCAAAGGGCCACGAUGCCCACUGAAGGACCGGAGUAAUUCCCGUGAGGGCCGAGAGUAUUUCAGCUGCACAUCUGUAAUGCCUCUGGAAACAGAGGAGAACUCUGAUCCAGAUCCAGAAAUGCUCUUCACACAGGACUCUCAGGGAAAUAUGGUCAUUAAACAUUAAACACCAACCAAACGUGUUAAGUGUAGGAUAAAGCUUUACGUUUUAGACAUAAAUGCCACUUUGAUUUGCAGAAAAUAUUCUGUUCUACUUGUACAAUUUGUGCAUUUUUGACUCGUACUGCCAACUGCUCAAUGUAGUGCCAUGUAUUAUCUUUGGAAUUGUCAUGGCAUAUAAUAUGCUUGGGGAAAAAAAGUCUCCAAGGGCAAAAUCUUCGUUUGUUUUUGUUUGUGUCAAAUUAUAUAUUAUUGUUUGUUGUAAUUUUAAGCAUUAAUGUAUGUUGGUAUAUUGUAUGCUGCUGUCAAAUAUUCAACUACUCUAAUUUGACCACUAGAGGGCACAAAUGUUUUAAAAAAAAUAUGUUAAUAAAUUGAGUUCCAUCCAAAUUAAGUGCUUCUGAUCUACUUAAUCUGUAUUUUAAAAGCAGCCGAAUGUUAGAUGUUUAAUAAAAUACUUGGCAACAUGACUGUAGAAAUAAACUAAAAUCUUAAUGAAAGGUGAUUAUUUAAGUACAAAUGUUUCACUUUGUUCAACUGCGAACAUGUAAUGUAAUUGUUUGUGCACGUUCGAUUACAAGUCAGAUGUUCUGUGUUGUCCUUAAACUAAUUAAAAUGCUUUCUUAAAGCAGA